AUGAAAUAAAAUAAUUACAAACCUUCUUAAGUCGAUCUUUCUAGUAUUGCUGAAUAAUCAAACACAUAAUCAGAUGUAGAAUUAGAAUAAAUAGACAUGGCAAAAAUGAAUUGUUAUGAGUAUUAUACAGCUUUGGAUCCUUAAUCAACCCAAGUCUUCUAAAUUGAAGGUGAGUAUCAUAUUAAAGAAAUGUUUAAUCGCUUGAUAAAAAAAGUUAUUGACAAAGCAUAAGAAAAUGAAAUCUUAAGAAAGUUACCUACUGUUUCUGCAUCCAAUUCAUUAAAUCUUUUAGUAAUGCCUUUGGCUCAAGCAUUCUAUAAACCUGAAAAUCCCAUAAGAGACAUUCAAAGUGGUGGGUUAGGCGAAGACUUCGAACCUGUACACAAUUUAAUUAAUUUAAGUUACACAUUUAACAGGAAUAAUGGUUGACAUCUAAAAUUAACAUGGAAAUCAAACCAGAAAAUAGGCCUAAUACUUGUUAGACAUCAAGUCCAAUGACAUUUGCAAGAUCUAAAGUGUUUGUAAUUCAAUUAAUAAAUUUUAGGAUUAAUAACCAAUUAAAGAAAAGAAAUAGUUAGAUCCUAUGCCUAUAGAUUUAGUUGAUCCAUUAGAUAUUAGUAUAACAGAAGAGUAAUUGAGAAAUGAAAAGGAAAGAUAAACAAAAGAGAAAUUAGAAUUAAAUGAGGCAGAAAAAAGAAGAAAACUUAAAGAAGAAAAAGAAGAAUAAUUAAAAUAUGAAUUGAUGGCCAAAGAUAAGAAAUCCAAGUAAUAUACUUAUGAUUAUGAUGGAAAAUUGAUAUCUGUUAACACUGCAAAAGGAACAAAAUUACCUCCUCCAGCAUCAACUUUGGCGUACAAUUCAAUAUUUUUUAAGAUCUAAAUUUGAAGAAGAUCAAUCUACAAAAAUAAAUCCAAAAAAGAAAUAUAAUAAAGUUUCUUGGAAUAAUAAGAAAACUGAUGAUGAGAAGGAUAAGGAAAAAGAUACAUUCAAGUUCAAUCAAAUAGCUCCUUUAGUUGUAGAGAAUAUGAAUUUAUAACCAGGAAUUGUAGUCAUUCAUGAAGGUAGAAUCAAAGAGGGCACCAGACCAAAUACAGUUGAUUUACAAAAUAUGAAUAAUCCAGCACUAAGAAUGGCAAGAAAUGAAUAUCUUAGUCUUACUCAAUAAAUGAAUUCAACAAUUAACAAUAAUAUCUAAGUUCAUGCAGAAGAUAAGCCAAUAAAAGAGAUUGAUAAAGGCAAAGGAUUCAAUUAUGAUAGAUUCAAAAGACUUACUCAGUAAUCAAACAAUUAAUUAGGAGUUAUAAAGUAAUAUUAAUUAUUGAAUAAAUAGAAUAAACUCUACUAAAAUAUUUGAAUAAUUGGCACAAGCCUUUUUUGAAGAACCUGAAGAAUUACCAAAAAUUAUUAAUUAAUAAACAUCAAAGAGCUCUUAAGAAAACACAUUAAAAGGAGUUAAAAGUCCUGUUGAUUAAUUUAACUUAUCCUUAUAUAAAAAUAAUGUUGUAGGCAAAGAUUAAUAAAAUGAAAUUGGAAUAAAUUAUGAAAAAUUAAAAACUCUUAAAGCCAAUUCAAGGUAUUAAUAUAAUCAUUUUAGAGAUUUGAAAUCCUCUAUAGGUUCAAGAUCCAAUAGGCCUAGAGAAAGAAAAAUGUUAUCAGAAUAAAGUACAUUACCUACUGUAAGAAGCCAAAAAAACUUUAAAUUAUGA
Messenger RNA from Paramecium primaurelia, 1707 nucleotides. Lineage: Eukaryota; Ciliophora; Oligohymenophorea; Peniculida; Parameciidae. The record is from the annotation of a GenBank genome assembly.